AUGGAUGACCUCAACGGCUUAAGUUGGUCCAACUCGGCCCCCGCCAACAAGCCCCCUCCUAUGAAUUCGGGUCUAAUGUUUCCACCUGCGCAACGAAAUGCCAAUGUAUCUCGUCUCUCAACGCCCCUCUCAGAAGCCUCAAAUCGGUCAAUUUCUCCGAAACCUGCACCGUCUUCUGGGGAUAGCUUCGCGAACCUAGUUAAUUUCAACUCUUCCGCAGCCAACAAGAACCUCUCCCUUCUUGAGCAGCAGAAGCGACUACAACUAGAGAAAGCAAAGAAGGAUGCAGAGAAAAAGAAUCAGUACGAAGCGCAGUGGGGAGGGCAGAACUCUCAGUUUUGGAACAGCUUAGAGCAAGGCAGUACUAAGAGCCCUGCAGUGGCACCGAUCUCACAAUCCGUGUCGCCACCGUCCAAUGAUGAUGAUGAUGAUAUUCUGGCCGCUUUCAAUGCUGCAGCUGCAGCACCCGUCGAUAAAUCGAGUCACUUCCCGGUUCCCAGCUCGAGCGCCUCUCCAAAUCCUUUCCAAAGUACGCCAUCAGGGGGAAUAACAAUGCAUGAUAGUACCAGAGGUCUAGAUGUCUUCGACGAUGACGAUCCAUUUGGCCUUCACGAUUUGAAAGGAAAAUCUGCGGCUCCCACUCCCGCGCCAGCCCAAGACGACGAUGACGACUUCCUCGGCCUUCUUGGAAAGCCCGUGUCAGAGAUUCCUCAGCAGGUAGCCCCAAAGCCAACGCCACCACCAAAAAACGAUCGCAGUAACGAUGUCUCUCCUAUGCCCUCAAAUGAAGUCGAUCGCGCUAUAGCAGAGUUGGUUGAUAUGGGUUUCCCCGCGGACAAGUCCCGUGAGGCCCUUCGAACUACCGCAUCUGGAACCGACGUACAGACUGCGGUCAGUUGGCUUCUUACAAAAGCUCAUUCAGACGCGAAACAGAAGUCCCAAGGGCGAUCAGGAGCCAAUGGGCAUCAUAGCGAUCCAUCGGAACGGAGUGACAGCCGAGAUGUUCCCGCUUGGAUGAGGGAGGGUAGAUCGCAGACUCCUCGCUUGCGCGAUGACAGUCGAAGCCCGGCGCAUGCGGACCCGGCUCAAAUAGCAUCUCAGAUCGGCAGCAACUUCCUGAAAACUGCAGGCUCCCUUUGGAAGACUGGCAGUAAGAAGUUUCAGCAAGCUGUGAAUGAAUUCAAUACGGAACACGACCCUAGCCAACCUAAGUGGAUGAGAGAUGCUUCUGCCCACCGAGAGGAACUCCCGUCGCCACAACCAUCCCAUCCUGCCGAUAUUCCGGUUCAGUCACAACCAAAACCUCAAGAAUUUACUGACGAAGCGGCUCUUCUCGAGUCUGGGGAUUCUCGCCCUCAUAGGAAACCCGCCCGACCAUCUCAACCAGUUCCAAAUGAGAACGACUACCGGAAUCAGCAACCUUCUCCAAAUAUUCAACAUAUGCCGCCACCAAACUUUCUUCAGCGCCCGUCGCGACCAACCUCAAAAGAGCCUAAAUCCAGGCUUUCGAGAUUCGCGGCAGAGGAGCAAUCGGCGCAGGCAUAUGUCAGUCCAGCAAGAAGAAAACGUCCCCAAGCGCCACCUGCAGCUGCGGCGGAGCCCAAUAUUGACCUAUUUGACUCUCCUGCACCUUCAUCCAAUCGGCAGCCACCCUCAACUGCAGCCAAACCUGCGCCAUCUUCGACACGUUCGACCCCUAUCCCUGUACGACCCAAAGCUCCUGCGCGAUCUAUACCGACUGUAUCCCCCGAGGCUCUCCAGUCCACUCACCGACACCGCGAAAAAGCCGCAGAGGCAUACAAGCGGGGCGAUUAUGCAGCUGCAUACCAAAGCUUCUCCACAGCUAUCAGUAUGCUCCCCGAUAAGCACCCAAUUAUAAUAAUGAUCCGCAGCAACCGUGCUAUGACUGCUCUGAAAACUGGUGAACCCAAAUCUGCAAUUGACGAUGCCGAUACUAUCUUAAAUGUGAUCGGUCCUUCAAGGGGUGAAUCAGAGACUAUUGAAUUAGGAAACGGCGAACCUGCCAAGCAAAUGAGGGAUUUCUUUGGCAAGGCCUUGAUGCGUAAAGCUGAGGCUCUUGAACAGCUUGAGCGAUGGGCAGAUGCGGCAGAGUCAUGGAAAUUGGCGGUCGAGUCGGGUCAUGGUGGAAGCACUAGUAUCCAAGGUCGAAAUCGAUGUGAAAAGGCCGCUGGCAUCAGCAAGCCUGUGUCGAGGGCCCCAGCCCCUGCCAAGAAAAAGCCUGCACCUGUUCAGAAAAAAGUCUCUGCUCUGUCAGAUCUUGCUGAAGCCCCUACUUCUGGGAAAGAAGCUGAAGCUGUCAGUCGUUUGCGAGAGGCCAACAAGGCCGCCGAACGCGCCGACGAGGAGAAGUUUGCUCUGUCGGAUAGUGUUGACGCGAGAAUCGCCACCUGGAGGGGCGGAAAGCAGGAUAACCUCCGCGCUCUGCUCGGCAGCUUAGAUUCAGUACUUUGGCCCGAGUCUGGCUGGAAGAAGAUCAACUUGUCAGAGUUGAUAUUACCGAACAAGGUCAAGAUUCAAUAUAUGAAGGGUAUUUCAAAGGUGCACCCUGACAAGAUUCCCACCAAUGCCACGACUGAACAGCGCAUGAUUGCUGGUGCUGUCUUCGGAACACUGAAUGAAGCCUGGGAUAAAUUCCGGGCAGAGAACAAUCUCUAA
This is a messenger RNA of Penicillium taxi, 2676 nucleotides long. RefSeq names its product UBA/TS-N domain protein. Gene Ontology annotation, biological process: clathrin-dependent endocytosis; clathrin coat disassembly. The transcript has 2 exons. The record is from RefSeq and is a predicted model, not a curated record. NCBI's taxonomy places the organism in Eukaryota, Fungi, Ascomycota, Eurotiomycetes, Eurotiales, Aspergillaceae. Gene Ontology annotation, molecular function: clathrin binding. Gene Ontology annotation, cellular component: cytoplasm; intracellular membrane-bounded organelle; vesicle. Bases 1 to 2676 code for a protein of 891 amino acids.